AUGCUAUCGUCGAAACGAUUAAUCUGUCUAUCAUUAUUGGUAGUAUAUUCCUUUGCAUUUACAGAUUAUUUGUUGAAAAAAUGUGGCGAAUCAGGGUUUUGUAAUAGAAAUCGAUUUUAUUCAAAUAAUAUCCUGAAUUCGAAAAACAAUUAUUAUUCGUUAGACGAAACAUCGUUAAAUUUUGAUUCAAAUUCAAAUAUCUUAUAUGCAAAUGUAAUUAAAACAAUACCUUCACAUCAAAUUACAACAGAUAAUGAUACCAUCUCACAUUCCAAUGAAGAAUUGAAAAUUACUCUGCCGAUUACCAUAAGCAUGCUAGAUUCAGCUGUAAGGUUUACCAUGGAUGAGGCAAGAUCAGAAAGACAUGACGUGUUGGAAGAUUUCUCAUCAGACCUUUUAUCAAUUCAACGUUAUAAUGAAACUUCAAAUUGGUCAUUUGAUCCUAAAAAUAAUAUCCCAAUCGAAAAAUUUUUAAAAUUUAAUCAAUUGAAAAACAUUGUAGAAAUUUCUAAUGAAGAUGAAUCCAUUAAAUUAAAUGUUUAUCAAGAUCAAUUCAAAAUUGAAAUUUUUUACAAGGGCAAAUUGGCUAUGGUUUUAAAUGAUCGUUUAUUCUUAAACGUCGAACAUUUGAGAAAUGAAGAUGAUAACGAUUUAAAUCUAUUACCUGAAGAAUCUUCUUUUAAUUCAUUCGAAGAUAAUUUCCAAUAUUCUAAAGAUGAUACAUUACCAUUUGGACCCGAAUCGGUUGCUCUAGAUUUCACUCUAAUAGACUCUACUCAUGUAUAUGGUAUUCCAGAACAUGCUGAUUCAUUAUUAUUAAAGGACACUUCAGGUUCAGAACCAUAUCGUCUCUAUAACGUUGAUGUUUUUGAAUAUAAUUUAGAUUCUAAAAUGCCAAUGUAUGGUGCCAUUCCUUUAUUAAUUGGCCUUCAUAAUGACGAUACUCAUCAAGAUAAUCAAUUUGUUUCUGGUGUAUUUUGGAAUAAUGCUGCUGAUACUUGGAUUGAUAUAAAUUAUAAUAACGAUUUACAAAAUACAAAGACUCAUUGGAUGUCAGAAUCUGGUAUCAUUGAUACCAUUAUUUUUUUCACAAACUCUCCAUUAGAAUUGUCUAAAAAAUUUACAGAUUUAACUGGGAAACCAGCUUUACCUUUAUUAUCUUCUAUUGGUUAUCAUCAAUGUAGAUGGAAUUAUAAUGAUGAAUUAGAUGUUUUAACUGUAGAUUCAGAAAUGGAUCGUAACCAUAUACCGUAUGAUUUCAUUUGGUUAGAUUUGGAAUAUACUGAUGAUAGAAAAUAUUUCACUUGGAAACCAAACUCCUUCCCCAAUCCUAAAAGAUUAUUACAAAAAUUGCAAAGAUUGGGUAGAAAUUUAGUGGUCUUAAUUGAUCCUCAUAUUAAAAAUGAUUAUCCAAUUAGUAAUGAAAUGAUUGUAAAUGAUGUUGCGGUGAAAAAUCAUAAAGGAACUCCUUUCAUUGGUAUUUGUUGGCCAGGAAAAUCUCUUUGGAUUGAUACUUUUAAUCAAUUGGGUCAAAAAAUUUGGAAUGAAUUUUUCCAAAAAUUUCUUUAUGAAAACGUCAAUAAUUUAUUUAUUUGGAAUGAUAUGAAUGAGCCUUCUAUAUUUGAUGGUCCAGAAACAUCUGCCCCCAAAGAUCUUAUUCAUUCUGGUGGGUUUGAAGAAAGGUCUGUCCAUAACGUCUAUGGUUUAACAGUUCAUGAAUCCACUUAUGAAUCUGUUAAACAAAUUUAUUCUAAAUCUGAUAGAAGACCGUUUAUCUUAACAAGAUCAUUUUUUGCUGGGUCUCAAAGAACUGCAGCUGUUUGGACUGGUGAUAAUGUUGCCACAUGGGAUUAUUUAAGAAUGUCUAUCCCCAUGAUGUUGACUAAUGGUAUUGCUGGGUUCCCCUUCAUUGGUUCAGAUGUAGCAGGAUUUUCAGGAGAUCCAGAAAUGGAAUUAAUUGCUCGUUGGUAUCAAGCAGGUAUGUGGUACCCCUUCUUUAGAGCUCAUGCUCAUAUUGAUUCUAAAAGACGUGAACCAUAUCUAUUUAAUGAACCUCUUAAGAGUAUCGUAAGAGAUAUCAUCCAAUUGAGAUAUAAAUUGUUACCUACACUGUAUACAUUAUUUCAUGAAUCAAGUGUCAAAGGUGUACCUAUCGUUACACCAAUGUUCUAUAAUAAGCCUCAGUAUAAAGAAUUGUAUUCUAUUGAUGAUCAAUUCUACAUGGGAGAUUCAGGGAUUUUAGUCAAGCCUAUUGUUGAGAAAAAGGUUGAACAAACUGAAAUGAUCUUUACGCCUGGUAUUUAUUAUGAGUAUUAUAGUUUAACACCAAUGAUAAUUGAUGAAUUGAAAUGGGAAACUAUUAUUACACCUCUUAAUAGAUUGCCAUUUUUCAUUGAAGGUGGACAUAUUAUAACUACGAGGGAUAAAUAUAGAAGAUCCUCAUUAUUGAUGCAGAAUGAUCCAUUUAGCUUAAUUGUAGCACCUUCUAUGAAUGGUGCUGCACAAGGUAAGAUUUAUUUGGAUGAUGGUAAUACUUUUGAAUAUUUGACUGAAGAAUAUUUAGAUUUUGAAUUUGAAAUGAUUAAUGGUAAUAAAAUUAUUGGUAAAUUGAACCAUCUACCAAAGAAUUUGGAAAAAAUUGGCAACCUUUCUAUCAACAAGAUCAUUAUUGCCAAGGGUCAAUUAGCAUUUAAUCAAGAAACUGUUACUAUUAAACAAAAUGAUUCUACAUUUACUUGUGCAAUUAUAAAUGAAGAAAACAGAUUAGUGAUUUUAAAUCCAGGUAUCAAUUUAAUCAAUGACUGGGAAAUUAUAUUUUAA
Molecule: messenger RNA, 2820 nt
Organism: Henningerozyma blattae CBS 6284
Lineage: Eukaryota; Fungi; Ascomycota; Saccharomycetes; Saccharomycetales; Saccharomycetaceae
Gene: ROT2
Product: glucan 1,3-alpha-glucosidase ROT2
Exons: 1
Coding region: 1-2820 (939 amino acids)
Biological process (GO): carbohydrate metabolic process; N-glycan processing
Cellular component (GO): glucosidase II complex
Molecular function (GO): carbohydrate binding; alpha-glucosidase activity
Source: RefSeq, a predicted model, not a curated record